GCGCGGGCGGGCAGCUCCAUCAACAGGCCAGGCCAGCCUGAAAGGGCCGCUGGUGGGUGGCGCGGCAGGCGCAGGGCCUCGCGACGUGGGCGACGGCAGCAGCACGCCCGGCGCUGGCAGCCCGACGGCCACCUCCGUGUCCCACCCCCGCUACUGCCCCCAUUCUGCGCAAGGCCCCGACAGCAAGGCCGGACCACGCACCGAAUCCUGGACCACCUGUGGCGCCACCGCACCACUCCAGUGUCCCCGGCGACCAUCAAGGCCACGGCCUUUCCUAUCUGGGGACUCGGUUACCGCGGAACCAUGAAGGAAGCAGUUGGCCCAGAAACGAUAAGUGCUAUAAAAGAACUCCCUGGGACAAAGAAGUAUGAAGUGGUUUAUCCUGUGAGACUUCAUCCACUACAUAAAAGAGAAGUCAAAAAGCCAGAGCAACAGGAACAAUUUGAAACUGAAUUAAAGUAUAAAAUGACAGUUAAUGGGAAAAUGGCAGUGCUUUAUUUGAAAAAAACCAAGAAUCUCCUUGCACCAGGCUACACAGAAACAUAUUAUAAUUCCACUGGGAAGGAGGUCACCACAAGCCCACAGAUCAUGGAUGACUGUUACUAUCAAGGACAUAUCAUGAAUGAAAAAGUUUCUGAUGCUAGCAUCAGCACAUGUAGGGGUCUAAGGGGCUACUUCAGCCAAGGAGAUAAAAUGUACUUUAUUGAACCUUUAAGCCUCACGAAUCAGGAUGGACAGGAGCAUGCACUCUUCAAGUAUGAUCCCAGUGAAGAGAAAGAUAACAGCACCUGUGGGAUGGAUGAUGUGUUAUGGACACAUGGAUUGCAGGAGAAUGUUGACUUCUUUGCCACCAGACUAGUUAAAUCGAAUGACCAGAAUGUUCAGAAACAUGAGAAAUACAUAGAAUAUUAUUUGGUCCUGGAUAAUGGGGAGUUUAAAAAGUAUGAUGAAAAUACAGAUGAAAUAAGAAAGAGGGUGUUUGAGAUGGCCAAUUACAUCAACAUGCUUUAUAGAAAGCUCGAUACUCAUGUGAUCUUAGUUGGUAUGGAAAUCUGGACUGACAAGGAUAAGAUAAACAUAACCCCAGAUGCAAACGUCACCUUGGAAAAUUUUUCUAAAUGGAGGGGGAAUGACCUCAUAAGAAGAAAACAUCAUGAUGUUGCUCAGUUAAUCACGGCAACAGAACUUUCUGGAACGACCGUGGGCCUUGCUUUCAUGUAUACAAUGUGCUCUCCUUAUCAUUCCGUUGGCAUUAUUCAGGACCACAGUGGCAAUCAUCUUAGCGUUGCGGCAACAAUGGCCCAUGAAAUGGGCCAUAACUUUGGGAUGUUUCAUGACGGCUAUCGUUGCAACUGCCCUUCUAUAAAAUGUGUGAUGGACAGAGCACUAAGCUUCCAUGUACCCACAGACUUCAGUUCCUGCAGCCGUGUCAGCUAUGACAAGUUCUUUAGAGAUAAAUUAUCAAAUUGCCUCUCUAAUGUUCCAUUGCCUACAGAUAUCAUAUCCAUCCCAGUCUGUGGAAACCAGGUGUUAGAAAUAGGAGAGGACUGUGAUUGUGGGAUACCUGAGGAAUGUACCAACAUUUGCUGUCAAGCUGAAACUUGUAAAAUCAAAGCAGGGUUUCAAUGUGCAUUAGGCGAAUGCUGUGAAAACUGCCAAUUUAAAAAGGCUGGGAAGGUGUGCAGAUCAGCAAAAGAUGACUGUGACCUGCCUGAAAUGUGUGAUGGUAAAUCUAACCAUUGUCCUGAGGAUAGAUUCCAGAUCAAUGGCUUCCCUUGCCAAAAUGGGAUGGGCUACUGCUUGAUGGGGACGUGUCCCACACUGCAGGACCAGUGCACUGGGCUCUGGGGACCAGGAAGUGAGGUUGCAGAUAAGUUAUGUUACAAAACGAAUGAACGUGGAUUAAAGUAUGGGUAUUGUCACAAAGUGAAUGGCACGAUCAUCCCCUGCAAAGCUAACGAUUCUAUAUGUGGGAAGUUGUUCUGUCAUGGUGGGUCAAAUUAUCCACUCUGGAGAGGACGUAUAAUAACUUUCCUGGCAUGUAAAGUAUUUGAUCCUGAAGACAUAAGCCCAGAGAUAGGCAUGGUGGCCAAUGGAACCAAGUGUGGUGACAACAAGGUUUGCAUCAAUGCAGAAUGUGUGGAUGUCGAGACAGCCUACAAAUCAACCAAUUGCUCAUCUAAGUGCAAAGGACAUGCUGUAUGUGACCAUGAGCUCCGGUGUCAGUGCAAAGAAGGAUGGGCCCCUCCCGACUGCAGUGACUCUUCAGUGGCCUUCCACUUCUCCAUUGCGGUUGGCGUGCUGUUCCCAGUGGUGGUCAUCUUUGUGGUGGUUGCCAUAGUAAUCCGGCACCAGAGCUCCAGAGGAAAGCAGAAGAAAGUUCAGAAGGCACCAUCUACUGCUGGCACCAGACCACACAAACAGAAGAGGAGACUUCAGGUGGUGAAGGCUGUUCAACCCCAAGAGAUGAGUCAGGCGAAGCUCCCUGUGUCUGAUCUGCCAGUAGAAGACAGUGAACCUCCAGCUUAUUUUUUAAUUACAAAGCCAGAUUUUCCACCACCACCGAUUCCUACAUCUAUAUCCUCAUCUUUUCUCCAUAAAGACACAAAAGCACUUCCCUCUAAUGUUUUCAAGGAUAAGCCAAUGUCUACACCUAAGGGCUCAAAUCUCAAAGUAUGAAGCAACAGCUAAGUAAGAAUUGAUGAAUAAAUGCUCAACUUGAAAGAUUGGACAAUUGGAAUAAAAAAGAAAUACAUUUACUUUCUCACUGGUGUUUGCUCUUGACAGUCAAGGAGGUUAAUAU
Molecule: messenger RNA, 2803 nt
Organism: Microcebus murinus (gray mouse lemur)
Lineage: Eukaryota; Metazoa; Chordata; Mammalia; Primates; Cheirogaleidae
Source: RefSeq, a predicted model, not a curated record